Molecule: messenger RNA, 5604 nt
Organism: Thrips palmi
Lineage: Eukaryota; Metazoa; Arthropoda; Insecta; Thysanoptera; Thripidae
Product: endoplasmic reticulum metallopeptidase 1-like
Exons: 13
Coding region: 375-3056 (893 amino acids)
Biological process (GO): proteolysis
Molecular function (GO): metalloexopeptidase activity
Source: RefSeq, a predicted model, not a curated record
AAAGGACCCCUGCGUCCUUGUCCGUCCUGCGGAGCCGCCGCCGGAGCGACAAGGACGCGCAACUUUCGGAGGCGGCUGGCGGCUGGUGUAGUCCGGGUCCUGCGGAACUCUGCAGCCCGAACAGCUGAGAGAUGCUCUGUGGCGUGUCCGAGUGACGUUCAGGGCGACUUGUGUUAACGCCAGGCCAGGGCCUAAGGCGUCGCCGCCUCUGGCUGCCUCGGCAGGACAGGCCAGGCGGGGCGAAGGGCCGGGCGCAAGGCGAGACACUCGGACCUUGGAGUAAUACUCCAAGCUCGGACUGCCACGCCACACUGCCAGAGAGGCGCCUUAUCUGCGCCGCAUGAGUUCCUAGGGAGGACCCGCCCGGCCAAGAUAUGACCCCGACCGCGACCCCGCGAGGACUGGACCGCCGUGGUAUAAGGCUCCGAAAAAAAGCCAAAGAAUCUGACGAAUAUCUGCCAUAUCCCUAUGGAGAUGGCAAGGGCCAAUCCAACUUUGCUCUUCCGACUCCAACGUUCCACCUUGUUUUCUUCCUCCUUGGCUUGGCAGUUGUCUUCGGAAUUAUUGUUUACGUUGAAAAACAGCUCCCAACCCCCUUGAUGAUUGAGGAUGAAGCGAACAACCCAGGAAAAUUUAUUGCUGAACGAGCAAAGAAUACGUUAGUUAACUUAACCAACAUUGGUCCCAGAGUGACGGGAAGUUACGAAAAUGAAGUACUGGCUGUGAAUUUCCUCAAGAAUACUAUAGAAUCCAUCAUUGAGCAGGCCAGACCCAUACACAAAAUAGAGCUUGACUUUCAAAAAAUCAAUGGAUCUUUUCCACUUACUUUCCUUGAUGGAAUGACACAUGUCUACUACGAUGUACAGAAUGUUGUGGUCAAGUUUGGGUCCGACAAAGGGUCUGAACAUAGCAUUCUCAUGAACUGCCAUUUUGAUACUGUCAGCGAUAGUCCUGGUGGAAGUGAUGAUGGGGCAAGCUGUGCAGUGAUGCUUGAAAUUCUGAGACUAUUUUCAUUAUCAAAGAAGCCUAUAAAACACAAUCUUGUUUUGUUGUUCAAUGGAGCUGAGGAAAAUUUCAUGCAGGCAUCCCAUGGAUUUAUUACCAAACAUAAAUGGGCUAAAGAAAUCCGGGCUGUGGUAAACCUUGAGUCCUGUGGAGCAGGAGGGCGAGAGGUCAUGUUCCAAUCUGGGCCAAAUCAUCCAUGGCUAAUGAAGAUUUAUUCACAAACCGUCGGGUAUCCAUUUGCCUCAUCGCUAGCACAAGAAAUUUUCCAAAGUGGUUUUAUUCCUGGUGAUACAGAUUACAGAAUUUUCAGAGACUUUGGCGGUGUGCCAGGGCUGGAUUUUGCAUGGUACCUCAAUGGUUAUGUGUACCACACAAAGAAUGACAACGCAGCCCACGUUCCUCUGGGAUCCCUCCAAAGGACUGGAGAUAAUAUGGUUGCUCUUGUUACGGGACUUGUGUCUGCUGACGAGUUGACCAACACAGCACAGCAUAAAGAAGGGAGAAUAGUCUUUUUUGACGUUCUAGGGGCAUUUAUCAUGUUCUGGUCAAUUUUUGCUGGUGAUAUUGUUAAUAUUGCCACUCUGCUGCUCUCUGUAUACUCCAUGUCAUCAAAUAUGAAGGAGGCAAUCCACAGAGGAUUAACAAAGAAGCAAUACCUGAAGCAGUUGAUCUCCUGUGCUGGAGUGGUGCUUCAGUCCUGGUUAUUGGCACUCUUUUCAGCAGUUGCGAUUGCCCUCACUCUGACUGCCUUGGGUCUCAGCAUGAGCUGGUACGCCAAGCCUGUUUGGAUUCUUUUCCUGUAUGUGUUACCAGCAAUGUUCGUCCCAAUGAUGUUCCUGAUGUACAAAUCUCAGCAACAACGCAAGACUGUUGUUUCUCCUUGGACAUUAUUCCAACUUUAUUAUGAUGGGUACCAGCUGGUGUGGUCAACCAUGCUCUUACUGUCGACUGUUAGUCGUAUUCAGUCUGCCUUCAUCCCACUUUUCUGGGUGGUGUUCCCUACUGUAGGAAAUCUCAUUCGUCUGAAAAUUUUCCUUCAUUGGCGAGACUGGAAAUGGCUGCUACUACAUGCCACCAUGAUGUUCCUCCCAUUUGUUCAGUGUGCAUACAUGACUCUAAAUGCCGUUCAGCUGUUCAUUCCCAUCAUGGGACGAACUGGAGCUGCGAAUAAUGGAGAGCUGAUUCUUGCUGUCCUUUGUGCUGUCAUGUUUAGUUUACUUUUCAGCUACAUUAUUCCAAUGAUUCUGCUGGUUAGGAAUCCAAGACAAGUGCUUUCCCUUCUAGUUGGCAUUUUUAUCGCUUCCCUUGGAGCCCUUAUGUUCACACCAUUAGGCUUCCCAUACUCUGGGGAUCCAGCCGGCCUGGCUCAACAAAGAUUCGCAAUACUGCAUGCUGAGAGAUCAUUCCACAACAUCAAUGGUGAAUUGACUAAUCGGGAGUCAGGGUUUUGGGUCGUUGAUUUGGACGUCAACAGUCCUGCCACCGUGAAAGGCAUUGUGCCUGAGUUUGACAAUGCUGUACCUGUCACAAAGGACUGUGAGACAUACUUGUACUGUGGCAUGCCUUACUUUAUUCCCAUUCUUUCUUUCAUUUGGAAAACCCAUUGGAUUAAAGGGCCAGAAAUAGAUGUCCCUAUUAAUACCACAUUUAAGCUUAUGUCUCGGACGGCGGUGUCACAGUCUGUCCAAAGAUUAAGUUUUCAUGUUACUGGCCCAGAUCACAUGGGCCUCAUGGUGUCACCAGUUAAAGAAAUUGAAUUACUCCGAUGGAGUAUGCUCAGCGACCCACCUUUGGCGGGACCCAAAUGGAAUGGCAGGGAGACAUACUUUGUGUACUUUUCCUAUGCUGAUAAACCCAGGCCAUGGAUCUUUACACUUGACCUCAGGGUUCCCGAUGGCUGGGAUAAAGCUGUUUUAGAUAUUGCUUUGACCAGCCACUUCGUGCACGGCCCACAUCAAAAGUCCAAGCCGUUUAAGAAGUUGGUGGAACAAUUCCCAGCUUGGACCACAGUCACCGGGUGGCAAGCAACUUACAAGUCAUUUAUCGUUUAGUGCCAUUUACUACUCAAAGCCUUUGGUUUAGAUUCAAUUCAUUUUAAAUUUUAUUUUCAAUUAAACUUUUAAAGCUUGGCCCUUUUUGCACUAGGGUGAUGUUACUGAGUUGUGUUUCUCAAGUUAAAUGAUGCAGAAAAUUUCCUUGAAUCGUUGAGCUUUUUUUUUACAGUAGUUGUUUUUAAAAAUUGUUUUUAAAAUGAUGUGACUUUCAAUCUGCGGUGUCCCACAUCUGUAACUCAUUUUGUGCUUUUUGGAAGUGAGACAACAAUCUGCAUUACUCAAAUGCAUUUGUGGAAAAUUUUUAGCUGUCAUUGGUCCAAGAUGUAACAUGUCUUCUCUCUAUAUGAAUGUCAGUGAAGUGAAGUCUGACUGCAGCAAUUGUAUCUAAACCUCUGGGUUUUUGCUUAAGACUGCAUACUGUCUGCAUAUCUGGUUUUGGUUGCCACCUGCCUAAAUUGGGUACUAGGUGAAAGAAUAUUGUUACUGUGGUGAUUUCCAUCUAUUAUAUCUGUGAUAGCAGUUAUUCACUUUCGUUAUUGUAAACUAGAAGAGCUUUAGGUUGUGACAUAAUGACCUGCAGGGUUCUCUUGCUCUAUAAACAGUUGAUCGUUUAAAUGUGGCCUAAGUGUUCAAUAAUUCUCUCAAAUGUGUCAAUGUCUAUCAAAUAUGGUGAAAUCUUCCUUUUGUCAUUUUACACUUACUGUAAUUACUUUUUGAGUUGUCUUUUUGUUUUUGUUUGAACCCGUUGAAAAUUUAUUCAUCCUCCAAAGUAGCUUGUUGCAUUUCGUAAGAUAUAUUGUUUCUUUUCUGAGAUUACCGAGCAGCUUAUGAACUUAUAUUCUAGAGGCCAUCUUAAUUAAGGUUGUGGUGGUUCUGAGUUUAUAUGCGUAAGGGUUUCAUAAACCUCAUGUUUGUACUUAGCAAUUUAAUUAUCUGAAAGUAUAUGUAGUGUUGCAGUUUAGACAUUCCUGUCUUUCUAGUUUAGCUGUAGAUUGGAAGUUUGAGAAUUACAUUUUCUUGUGACUGAUAUCCAUUUGCUGUUCAUGGCUAUGGUUUUGACUUUUCCUUUCCCAUUUUUAGUGUAGUAGUGUUUUACAUGCCUCUGUGCCUUCUCUAUUUCAAGGGUUACCAAAACAUUACUACAUCAGAACUUUGUGGUCUUAUAUACUUUUAUAUACUAGUCUUAUAAUUUCUGUGUUAUUUAGCUUUAUUCAAUUCCUAAACUCUUAUUUAUCACAGGUGUGCUCCUAAAUAUUUCCUGAAAAAGAAAAAGCAAAACUUCUGCUCUGAUAAAAAAAUAUACGUAAGCAAUUUUCCCAGUGAGCACAAUUUGUUAAGACUGGUUGAGAUCAAGUUGUCACUUCUUGAAUGCAGAAUAGUGUGUGAUCAUUGUUUGUAUGAUAGUUUUGGACGUCAGUGUUUAUAGUGAUGCUAGAAUUAAGACAUAAGUACAAACACCUUUAUGAACUACCUUUCAUAAUAUAUCUGUUUAAUAUUCUGACCACAGUUGAUUGCAUGGAAGGAAAGCCAUGUCAGUGGCACUGUCUGAAAUAAAUUAGAAUAACAACAACAACACACACAAAUUUGGCCUGUUGUGUCGUGUUUGUUCUGAAAUUAUUUUUCUUUUGUAUAGGAGCAUGUGUAGUAUGGGGUGUUACCUGUAAUGGUGUCUCUAUGGUUAUGGCUAUGUACAUUGUAUACAUCUCUGGUCCAGCUCAAUUAUAAUUAUUUUAAUAGGUAAAUUAUAGCAGUGUAUCAGGAAAAAAAUGCUAUAAAGUGCCUUAAUAUCAAAGUAUUUUUACUGCUCGAAAACACCUAAGAGUUUUAGACUAGUGAUUUAGUCAGGGUUCUUGUUCUUGUUAUGUUGUUGGGGAGUAGACUAUGAACAGUUCCUCUCAAGAUCAAAUUUUGUGAUCGUUAUUUAGGAAUGUGGGUUUUACAGUAAGAAUCAUGAGAAGGGAAUUUUAUUGUGAUAUGUCAGUGUAUUGAAGUAGAGCACAAAUGCCAUCUCAUGAUGAACUUGUUUGUCACCUAUAUCACUGUACACAUUUUUUAAGUUGAAGCGAUUUUCAAAAGUUAAGCUGUAUUGUAGUUGUAGGUGUGUCUCUUGUAAUUAUUUAUUAGUAUUUACAGCCACAAUUUUCUUCCCUCAAAAGAUUCUGACCUGAGGAGUGACAGGGUUUAAAUUUUAAAUCCGUUAUAUAACACAAUGUCUCUGACUUUGAAAAUUUCUUGCUGUAUUCAACAGUAGCCAUGGAUUUGUAUUUCAUGAAAUACUCAUCAUAAUACCAUUAUGUAGAAAAAGUGAAUGCAAUGGAUUGAUCCAAUCAUAUGAUUCAAAUGAAUCAUGAAAUCACCUCAUGUGAGACAUCAAAAAGGAUUUUGAUCGGGCUCAGCACAGAGCUUGCAAAACAGUCGAAUAGAUUCCGUGUACUUCCAAUGGUGGUCUGUAGGCAUCUUAUUGUCAUUAUCCUCUUUUAUCAUGCUGCUUUUAUGUGAUAACUUUUGCAUUUUGGAAAGGUUCAAUAAAUGGAUUUGAAAUAUU